AUGACCGCGAGGUCGGCUCUGCUACUGCUUGCCCUGGUGGCCGCGUACCAUGGCGGAGAAGCAUGCGCCAGCGCCGCGGGGGCGGGGACGCCGCCCUGUCUGAGCCGGGCGUCGUUCCCCAAGGGCUUCGUGUUCGGGACGGCGACGUCGGCGUACCAGGUGGAAGGCAUGGCGGCCGGAGGCGGCCGCGGGCCAUCCGUAUGGGACGAACUUACCCACAUCCCAGGGAUGAUCCCGGGAAACCAAAAUGCAGACGUUACCACAGAUCAGUAUCAUCGCUACAAGGAAGAUGUCGACCUCAUGAAAGGACUCAAUUUCGAUGCCUACCGCUUUUCUAUAUCCUGGUCUAGAAUCUUCCCAGAUGGUGAAGGGGAAGUUAACCAAGAGGGUGUAGCUUACUACAACAGUUUGAUAGACUACCUGCUUCACAAAGGCAUCACUCCUUAUGUCAAUCUUCACCACUAUGAUCUCCCUCUUGCACUUGAGAAGAAGUAUCAAGGCUGGUUAAAUGCAAAGACAGGGGAUCUAUUUGCAGAUUACGCAGACUUCUGUUUCAAGACCUUUGGUGACCGUGUAAAGAACUGGUUUACAUUCAAUGAACCAAGCAGAGUUGCGCUUACUGGUUAUGAUAACGGGCAUCAACCUCCUCAAAGGUGCACGAAAUGCCCUGCUGGUGGGAACUCAGCAACAGAACCUUACAUUGUUUCUCAUAAUCUUCUCUUAGCACAUGGUUAUGCAGUUGCAAGAUACCGGAAUAACUAUCAGGCAGCUCAGCAAGGGAAGAUUGGAAUAGUUCUGGACUUCAGUUGGUAUGAGGGGCUUACCAACUCAACUGAGGACCAAGCAGCAGCUCAAAGAGCCAGGGACUUCCAAGUUGGUUGGUAUAUGGAUCCACUAAUUAAUGGACAGUACCCAAAAACCAUGCAAGAUAUUGUGAAAGAGAGGUUGCCCAGGUUCACUCCCGAUCAAGUUAAAUUGGUCAAGGGCUCAUGGGACUAUAUUGGGAUAAAUCACUACACAGCUAUCUACAUGACGCAGGAGAAAUUGCUGAACCAGACGGCAAUUAGCUACUCAAAGGAUUGGCAGGUCCAUUAUAACUAUGAGCGAAAGGGCAAACCGAUUGGAAAAAGGGCGAACUCUGAUUGGCUCUACAUCACCCCGUUUGGGAUGUACAGAUGUAUGAACUACAUCAGGCAGAAGUAUGGAAAUCCAGCAGUUCUCAUAAUGGAAAACGGAAUGGAUCAACCUGGGAACCUUACCCGCGAUGAGUAUGUGCAAGAUGACACAAGGGUUGGGUACUACCAGAGCUACCUCAGCGAGCUGAAGAGAGCCAUCACCGGCGGUGCCAAUGUGCAUGGCUUCUUUGCGUGGGCUCUCCUCGACAACUUUGAGUGGCUCUUGGGUUACACGUCCAAGUUCGGCAUCGUCUACGUCGACUUCAACACUCUUGAGCGCUAUCCGAAGAAGUCGGCCUAUUGGUUCAAACGCCUGCUGGAACACUGAUGAAGUGCCUCUGAAUUAGCCAACCUGAUGUUAUUGUCGUCAUCAUGUUAAGCACUUUUGCUUCAGUGCACCCCUUUCUUCUAAACUUAAACACAUCAA
Molecule: messenger RNA, 1602 nt
Organism: Lolium rigidum
Lineage: Eukaryota; Viridiplantae; Streptophyta; Magnoliopsida; Poales; Poaceae
Product: beta-glucosidase 7-like
Exons: 11
Coding region: 1-1503 (500 amino acids)
Biological process (GO): carbohydrate metabolic process
Molecular function (GO): beta-glucosidase activity
Source: RefSeq, a predicted model, not a curated record